CUCAUUUUCCAUCUAUAUAUACCCUUCCACGCCACACCACACCACACCACACCACAAUUCCCCUACAUGGAGUAUGAGGAAGCAAGCAAGAGUUUGGACGACGACGGGCGUGUCAAACGGACAGGUACAUUGCUGACGGCGAGUUCGCACAUCAUAACGGCGGUGAUAGGGUCGGGAGUGCUGUCGCUGGCGUGGGCGAUAGCGCAGCUGGGCUGGGUGGCGGGCCCCGCCGUGCUCAUGGCCUUCUCCUUCAUCACUUACUUCACCUCCACCCUCCUCGCCGACUCCUACCGCUCCAUUCACGGCACCAGAAACUAUACCUACAUGGACGUCGUGCGUUCCCACUUAGGUGGUGUUAAAGUUCAACUAUGUGGACUGGCUCAAUACGGUAAUCUUGUUGGGGUCACUGUUGGAUACACAAUAACGGCUUCUAUCAGUAUGGUGGCUGUAAGGAAGUCGAACUGUUAUCACAAGCAUGGGCACGACGCAAAGUGCUCUACAUCAACCUACCCUUUCAUGAUAAUAUUUGCGGCAAUUCAGAUAAUUCUGAGCCAAAUACCCAACUUUCAUGAGCUGUCGUGGCUCUCUAUCGUCGCCGCCGUUAUGUCUUUUGCUUACUCUUCCAUAGGCCUCGCUCUCUCUGUAGCCAAAGUGGCAGGUGGUGGAGACGUGAGGACGACGGCGACGGGGACGACAGUAGGGGUGGAUGUAACAGGAUCAGAAAAGGUGUGGAGAACCUUUCAAGCCAUUGGAGAUAUAGCCUUUGCUUAUGCUUACUCCACUGUGCUCAUCGAAAUUCAGGACACGUUGAAGUCAAAGCCAGCAGAGAAUAAAGUAAUGAAGAAGGCUUCAUUUAUAGGAGUAACAGCCACAACUAUAUUCUACAUGCUCUGCGGCUGCGUAGGUUAUGCUGCUUUCGGAAACAAAGCUCCUGGAAAUUUCCUCACUGGAUUUGGAUUUUAUGAACCAUUCUGGCUCAUCGAUUUUGCCAAUGUUUGCAUUGCCAUUCACCUCAUUGGUGCCUACCAGGUUUUCGCGCAGCCCAUUUUCGGGUUCGUGGAGAAGUGCAGCAGAGAGAGAUGGCCGGACAGCAAAUUCAUACACGCGGAGCACAUGCCCUUCAUGGGGGGGCCCCACGGCCUCAACAUGUUCCGCCUGGUGUGGCGGACUGCCUACGUGGUGGUGACGGCGGUGGUGGCCAUGAUCUUCCCUUUCUUCAACGACUUCUUGGGCCUCAUCGGGGCCGCCUCCUUCUACCCCUUGACCGUCUAUUUCCCCAUAGAGAUGCACAUCGCGCAGGCCAAGCUCCCCAAAUACUCCUUCUCUUGGCUGUGGCUCAAGAUACUCAGCUGGACUUGCCUCGUCGUCUCCCUCAUCGCCGCCGCCGGAUCCAUCCAAGGCCUCGCCUCUGAUGUCAAGACCUACAAGCCCUUCAAAACUCAAUGACUUCUCUCACCGCAACUUCUCUUCUUUCCAUUCUAUAAUCUCAUUCCAUCCAAAAAGACUACAACUGUAAUUACCAAUAAAUGUUUUUUAAAACUGGUAGCGCUGCUACUAUAUUACAAAUUUCUGUUUUUAUUUGUAUGACAAAUGUUUGUUUGAAAA
Salvia miltiorrhiza (redroot sage) is the source of this 1605-nucleotide messenger RNA. Its product is annotated as amino acid permease 6-like. Gene Ontology annotation, cellular component: plasma membrane. The transcript is spliced from 6 exons. The coding region runs from base 67 to 1446 and encodes 459 amino acids. Lineage: Eukaryota; Viridiplantae; Streptophyta; Magnoliopsida; Lamiales; Lamiaceae. The record is from RefSeq and is a predicted model, not a curated record.